Molecule: messenger RNA, 2598 nt
Organism: Cydia pomonella (codling moth)
Lineage: Eukaryota; Metazoa; Arthropoda; Insecta; Lepidoptera; Tortricidae
Gene: Rae1
Product: protein Rae1
Exons: 11
Coding region: 163-1215 (350 amino acids)
Biological process (GO): transcription-dependent tethering of RNA polymerase II gene DNA at nuclear periphery; RNA export from nucleus
Cellular component (GO): nuclear pore
Molecular function (GO): RNA binding; ubiquitin binding
Source: RefSeq, a predicted model, not a curated record
UACAAACAAAGGUCUUAAACGAUAUUUCCAAAGCCUAAAUGUAGUUUUGACAUAUUAAAAAAAAAUCGAGUGGAUAAUAACAUAACCUCAAAAAAAAAACGGUUUGUGACGGAUAUUUGAACAAAACCUAGGAGAAAUCGCUUUACAGCUUAGUGCAGUAAGAUGUUCAACCAAAUGACAGCAGCCGGGGGCAACCCCAACAAAGAUCUGGAGGUUGCAUCGCCGCCCGACGACACCGUCUCGGCCCUCGAGUUUUCCCCGCCUUCGGUGCCACAAACAUUCCUUAUCGCCGGUUCAUGGGACUGUCGGGUAAGAUGUUGGGAGGUGGAAGCAUCUGGGAAGACUGUGCCCAAAGCUGCGCAGGGCAUGGAUGGCCCCAUUCUGGAUGUAGCCUGGCAUGAUGAUGGAUCAAAAGUGUUCAUGGCCUCAACAGACAAAAGUGUCAAAUGCUGGGAUCUAGCAGCCAAUCAGACUAUUCAGGUAGCAGCCCAUGACGCGCCAGUGAAGACGUGCCACUGGAUCAAGGCUCCCAACUACACCUGCCUCAUGACUGCCUCCUGGGACAAGACCUUGAAGUUCUGGGACACUCGCAGCUCUCAGCCAAUAAUGAGUAUGAAUCUAUCCGAAAGAUGCUACUGUGCCGAUGUGGACUACCCGAUGGCGGUGGUGGGCACGGCGGACCGCGGCAUCUGCCUGUACACGCUGGAGGGCAAGCCGGCCGAGUUCAAGCGCGUCGAGUCCCCGCUCAAGCACCAGCAUCGCUGCAUCGCCAUCUUUAAGGAUAAGAAGACCAAGCAGCCAGCAGGGUUCGCACUGGGUUCAGUAGAGGGGAGAGUGGCAAUACAAUAUGUCAACCCGACCAACCCGAAGGAUAACUUCACAUUCAAGUGUCAUCGGUCAGCGGGGACCACGGGGGGAUAUCAGGAUAUCUACGCAGUGAACGACAUCGCCUUCCACCCCGUGCACGGCACCCUGGCGACAGUGGGCUCCGAUGGCUCCUUUUCCUUCUGGGACAAGGACGCACGCACGAAGCUAAAGUCAUCAGAGUUGCUUGAGCAGCCGCUAACGCGCGCCGCAUUCAACCACAACGGACAGAUAUUCGCCUACGCCGUCGGAUACGACUGGUCGAAGGGUCACGAGCAUUUCAACCCUGCUAAGAAGAACUUCAUCUACCUGCGAGCGUGCUACGAGGAGCUCAAACCUCGCACCAAUUGAUUUACUUCGCUGCCAUCUUUCAACGCGUGAACGACGUCGUGAGACGUCAGCGAUGUCAUUUGACGUCGGUCGCGUUAUAUACGACGUUAGAUCCGCCCGAAUGAUUUCGCUUUUAACGCGUGAGCGACGUCAAUUGACGUUAGUAGCGUUAUGCACGACGUGAGAUCUGCAGCGAGAUAAUUCGUUGCUAUCUUUCAACGCGUGAGCUACUACGUAAGAUGGGCGUCGUGUAACGUUGACGUCAUAAUGGACGUUAGCCCCGCAGGAAGUGAUUCAAUCGCUUUCAUCUUUCAACGUAUUCUCUUCUCUUCUUGCUUAUUUGAGCAAUAGAAAGGGAAUAAGACGAAACUUCCAGAUUUGUAGUUAUAACCCAGCGACGUCAGUGACGUCAUUAAUAACGUUAUUGGCGUCGACGUUAUGGCGUCCGAAUAUAGAACAUUUUGUGUUGAUAUGGUUAUUAUUAUGUACCGUAAAACAACAGGAUAGGGUGCAAAAUUUUAAAGUAAGUCACGGUCGUAAACAUGUUUACACAUUUUUUACUUUUAAACUUUGUUUGCUAAAUCCUACAUCCUAAUUUAAUAGUGUGAUUGCAACAUUUGAAUCGUUGUUAUAGUAUGUGGGAUAUAAAAACAAAUUUUAACAAAAAGUUGAAAAAAUACGUGUGUAUUUUUUCAACUUGUAUUUUGUCCCUUAGCUGUACCCCGUUUUCUUAAGAUUAGAAUUGUUCUAACCUCAAAAAGCUUUUCUUAAAAAUAGACCAUUAGCCGGGUCCACACUAAGCGCGUUUUCCUCGCCCGAGCGCGCCGCCGCGUCCUAGGCACGUCUACACUGGCCGUUUUGUGCGUGAGGAAAUUGCCUCGCACGUAUGCUCGCGCUCGCUCUGUGUGGAGUGGACCCGCCUAUUUAUAUAGUUGGUGGUUUUUGUAUGUAUGUUUUGAAUGUCAAUGUUGAAUUAUUACGAUUCUUUGCUUAGUUUUGUGAAAGCCAUAGUUCAGCUAGCUGAUUUAUAAUUGUCUUGGUGUAUUUAGUAUAUUUAUGAGGAAUAAAAUGUGACCGCGGCCGGCAAAACGUCCCACUUUGUCGCUUGCCAUAAGGACGAGAUUUGCUUGUACUUUAAAUGAAUAACCUGACAAGCCGUCCUUAUGGCAAACGACAAAGUGGGACGUUUUGCCGGCCGCCGUCACAAAUAUGUGUACUAUUUGGUACUAUGCACUUUUUUAAGUGUUUAAACGUCUUUAUCAUUAAGUGACUUACCAUAUCAAAAAGUACCUUAUGGCAACUGCAUGAAGUACCUUCUGAUGUGGAAAGCCUCUUAUACAUAAGGACAGCAUGUAAAAUGUAAUUUAAAUUGUUACAAACUGUUAAUAAACAAGUUAACAAGGA